Thunnus maccoyii (southern bluefin tuna) is the source of this 3436-nucleotide messenger RNA. RefSeq names its product ankyrin repeat domain 6a (gene ankrd6a). The transcript is spliced from 15 exons. Gene Ontology annotation, molecular function: protein binding. The record is from RefSeq and is a predicted model, not a curated record. NCBI's taxonomy places the organism in Eukaryota, Metazoa, Chordata, Actinopteri, Scombriformes, Scombridae. Bases 364 to 2643 code for a protein of 759 amino acids.
CGCAUUAUUUACUACUGACAAGUAUCUUCAUAUAUACUGACACACUCCAGUAGAGACCUGACAGAGGGAUCCAGCCUGUGGAUUAAAUACUGUUGGCUGUCUUUAAUUCUGCAACACACAUGCUCAUGUAACUGCACAAUGAACACAUGCACAAAUCCAGCAGCACACAAGAUUACACUUGUGUACUGUGGGUAGACUUUUGUGUGUAUCACAACAAAAGCUGACAGUCUUUUUGAAGCACCACAUCUGUUCUGGAUAUUACUUCAGUUGAGUUUAAUAUUUUAUUUUUGGUACAACAGAAAGUGCAAGAUCCAUCAUGCCCGAGCAUUGUGGGAUUGAAGUCAUUCCACUGAAGUCGUGUUUAUGUACAUGCAUGAACAUGUACAGGUACACAGGCCUGCAUGCAUGAAUGUGCGUGUGUCAGUAGUGAAUGCGUGUGUGUCAGCAGUGAAUGUGUGUGUGUCAGCAGUGAUGAGUGAACAGGCACUGGUUCUCGUCCCUCCAUCAUCCUGCUUGGGCUCAGGCCACCGCACGGCUCUGCACCGAGCUGCCAUGGUGGGAAACAGUGAUGCCAUAGCUGCUCUCAUCCAAGGAGGCUGUGCUGUGGACCUGCAGGACAGAGAUGGCAAUACUGCGCUGCAUGAGGUGUCCUGGCACGGUUUCUCUCAGUGUGUCAAACUGCUGGUCAAGGCUGGAGCUGAUGUACACAUCAGGAACAAGACGGGGAACACAGCACUUCACCUGGCCUGUCAGAAUGCACACGCUCAGACUGCUCGACUUCUGCUACUGGGAGGAUCCACACCAGACACCAAGAACAACGUGGGUGACACCUGUUUGCACGUGGCUGCUCGCUACAACAACCUGACCCUGGUGAAAAUCCUGCUGAGUUCACUGUCUUCUGUGACAGAGAGAAACCAGGGAGGCGACACAGCUCUGCAUGUGGCUGCUACUCUGAACCAUAAGAAGACAGUUCAGCUCUUACUGGAGGCUGGGACUGAUGGAAAAAUCAGAAACAAUGCAGGUAAAACAGCGCUUGACAAGGCCAGAGACAACAACCAUAAAGAUGUGGCACUUCUCCUGGCCAGAGCUCCUCAGGUGCAUCGCUUCAUGCGCGGAAGAACAAUAAGGAAACGAAGAGAAAGACUGACAGCUGAGCGCAGGACCCAGUCUGUCACCAGAGUAGAAAUACUACAAAACAGAGACAGCAGUUCUGUGGUGGAGGAAACACCCAGCAGUGAACAAAUGGAAAGCAGAACAGCCAUCCAGGUGGGUCCCGCCAACCAGCAGCAGCAGCAGCAGCAUUACCACAAGACCCCAGCUGCCAUCAGCAGCCCCCACAGCCACCGUAGGAGGAGGAGAGUCAAAGAGCAGCCUUUAAAUCAAGAGGAUCUGAGAAAAGGCAAAAAUGACUUCCACAUUAAGAAGAAUCUGCAUUGCCAUGAUGAUGAUGAUGAAGAUUAUACUCCCCAGAAUGGGCAUGCCUAUCAGCUUUACACACUGUACCGUGACAAGGAUGGCAACAUUAGACAGGCACCGGCCAAUGGGUGCCACUGUAAACCUCUGCUCAAGAAGCUGGAGGGCCAACUGAGAGCCACACAGGAGGAGAUGAGGCUGCACAUCCUGAAUGUCCAGGAGCAGGUUGACAGCAGACUGGGCAAAGUGGACCGCAGGAACAAACACCAGAUUAAAGUGUUGGACAUGCUGAAUCAGGAAAGAGCAGUAGCUGAGAGGAAGAACAUGAUUUACAGGAUCAAGCAGGAGGUUGCCCGGAGCAGAGAGGAAGCCCUGAUGACACAGGCAGUAGUGAGUCAUGAAAUGAAGAAGUGGUGCAUGUCCCAGCUGAAGGACAUGGAUGUCCACAUCCCAGCCAAAGCCCAGUACUACAAAUUGCUCUCCUCACCCUCUGUGGAGCAGUCUGUGGCAGACGCUGACCUGGAGUCACUCCCCCUGCUGUCUGUGAUAUCGGGAGACAGCAGCACCUCACUGGCUACCUACGUCAACAUCGUACCAUCCAGAUCUACCCACAGUCUGGGAGGAACAGAGCAGGAACAGAUGAGGAGCAGGACAUACUUUGAAAUGAAGGUGGACAGGUCACCAGAUGACUAUGAGAACACAGCCCUGUUCCCUUUGCCUGCCAGCCAAACCUCAGGGCUCCUGCUGGGCUCUACUGACCCCUGCUGGCAGCCCCUGGGAGUGCAGGACAAUUCCACAGCAGCAGUGGUGCCACUGUGUGGGGAGAACUUCUCAAGAAGCAGCAGCCAGUCCAGCAUCAGUGACCAGGGACCCUCAAGGAUCCAACAUCAGGGACCAGGCUGUGAUAGACAAAACAGGAAACACUUUGGAGAGCUGAUCAGAGCAGGGAUACAUGCUGACUGCACCAGAACACUGGAGUUCUUCAUCGACCGUCCUGCUGAGCCCACAUUCAGCCAGGAGAGGAACAAUCUGCAUGCUAUGGAGGUGACUCAGCGUUUCUUUGAGACGGUGUCGGUUCAGUUGGAGCGCUGGUAUGACAGGAAGGUCCUGGAGGUGGAGCAGCAGACAGAGCUCAGAGCGCAGCAGGACAGGAAGGAGCUGCUGCAGCGAAUCAGCACACUGGAGGAGGAGCUUCAGAGGCUGAAGACCAAUGAAAAUGUAGAAAGCUGACAUGCCCUGACAGUGAUCAAUCCUGGACUUAGCCUGGAUAAACCUUUUCUCUUAGACUGUGCAUUUAAAAACUUAAAUUGCUUAAAUUGCUUUAGGCAGCAAAAUGAAAAAAGUACAUGGAAUAAUCCAUACCCUAUAUACAAUUAAUACAUCUUUAAUAAACUUGAGUAUUGCUCAUGUUAAGCCCCUUUCAGACAUACUCUUCUUUAUGUAAAUGUGAUGUCAAUCUAACAUGUUGGUCUCAUGUCUGAAUAAUCACUGUGUGAAUGUCAGAAUGUCAGUUUGGGUAAGAUGCAGAAAUGGCUCCGCACAGCCCCUGGACUAUAUGCAGACUACAUAUUGUAAAACGUUCGUGUAGGACUGAAGGAAAAUCAACACUCACAGUCACGUGGUAGAAAGUCAUGUCAUUUUCAUGAUGCUGGGAUAAUCAUGACAUAAUGAGUUGCAAGUGUGCAACGUGCUAAAAAGUGUGAAACCAUGCACCUUGUCAACAAAUGUAGACACUGAAACUGUUUUUUUUGAUGACAUCUAGUUUGUGAAUGUGGAACAUUCUUGAAAAAGAACAUUCCUGCUUAACAAAUCUACUGUUGUUAUAAAAAAUCACUCCAAAAAAGACAAAAACAAAGAUUCUGAUUAAUAGAACAAACAAAAUCAUUGUUAAUCACCAAUUACUCAUGUUUUACACUAAUAUAUUAUACAGUGACCUCCUGUUUGACUUGUAACACAUCUUGAACAACAAAAUCAAAUGAAACAAAAUGAAAUGAACAUUUUGGCAUACAACUGAAAUAAAUGA